Messenger RNA from Aspergillus aculeatinus CBS 121060, 3701 nucleotides. Its product is annotated as putative copper resistance-associated P-type ATPase. Gene Ontology annotation, molecular function: copper ion binding; P-type divalent copper transporter activity; ATP hydrolysis activity. The coding region runs from base 51 to 3701 and encodes 1216 amino acids. Gene Ontology annotation, biological process: monoatomic cation transport; copper ion homeostasis. Gene Ontology annotation, cellular component: membrane. NCBI's taxonomy places the organism in Eukaryota, Fungi, Ascomycota, Eurotiomycetes, Eurotiales, Aspergillaceae. The record is from RefSeq and is a predicted model, not a curated record. The transcript has 3 exons.
ACAUUAUUCAGAUCCCAUCCCUUUUCAGCCACCUCGUGGUUGAAUGAAUCAUGUCGCAGCCCACCACGAGGAACGGAGCCAUCGCUCCGACCGGACUCAGCGCCCGGUCACUGAAAAGCACAUUCCUCGUUAGCAACAUCCACUGCGCCUCCUGCGUCGCCUACAUCGACGAAGUCCUAUCUGGCAUUGCGGGCGUGAUCAAGGUCGAUGUGUCCGUCCUCACGCACGAAGUCCGCGUCAUGCACACCGCAGGCGUGGAGCCGCCCGAUUUGGCCAAAGCGCUGAUUGACGCCUCCUUCGACGUGCAUCAUGCUACAAGCUACGAACCGAAGGGCUCCGUCGUCGCGGACUUUGACACGACCGCGUGGCUGCCCCGCGACUCGAUCUUUGCCGGGGCCAGUCAACAGCCACCCGGUGGUGCGCAUGCUGCAACCUUGGCCCCGGGCAAUCGACACAUCGAGAACUGCGAUGCCUGCCGGCAGGAGGAGCUCGAGAGGCUUGCCUCACCAGAAGAGAAAUUCAAUGCGCGCGUGAGCAUUGGCGGCAUGAGCUGUGCUUCGUGUGCAAACAGCAUCACCAACGAAGUCAAGCAGCUCGACUUUGUUCAGGAUAUCACCGUCAACCUACUCACGAACAGUGCGACUAUUGUCUUUAGUGGCCCGCGAGCAAAUGCCGAAAAGAUCGUCGAGCAGAUCGAGGAUAUCGGGUUUGAAGCGUCGCUCGAUGAGGUGCAGAGCCUGACUGUUUCUCCGAAACGCAAGGGGCCUACGCCGACUUACAUCGCAGAGAUUGCCAUUAGCGGCAUGACGUGCGGAUCUUGCUCGGGCGCGGUCACUCGCGGGCUUGAAGAACUGCCUUUCGUGGUAGAAGUUUCCAUCAACCUCCUCACCCACAGCGGAAGAGUCGAAUUCCAGGACCGUAACAAUAUUGACGCUAUCGUGGAAAAGAUCGAAGACUUAGGGUACGAUGCUUCGAUCAACAGUGUUUCCCCCAAGGGCUCAUCUCAGGAGAGCGAGAUCGUGGAAGAAAGAACGGUUUCUGUUCAUGUGGAUGGCAUGUUCUGUCACCAUUGCCCGGAGAAGAUCUUCAAAUCCGUCGAAGACCUGCCAAAUGUCAAGGUGCAGGGUGCGCUCUCCGUCAAUAACCCCAUUCUCACCGUGACAUACACGCCCAAAACCCCCUCCCUCACUAUAAGAACAAUACUGCAAACCAUUGGAAAAUCGCACGAGUCAUUCACAGCCACCGUAUACCACCCGCCGAGUGUGGAGGAUCGGUCUCGAGCGAUGCAACGGUACGAAAGACGGCGCCUCCUCACUCGGUUCAUCUUUGUUUUGGCAGUGGCUAUCCCCACUUUCUUACUCGGGAUCGUAUUCAUGACUUUGGUGUCGUCGAACAAUCCCACUCGCAAGUACCUUGAAGAGCCAAUGUGGGCGGGCGAUGCGUCGCGCCUCGAGUGGGCACUUUUCAUCAUGACCACACCUGUGAUGUUCUAUGGGGCGGACAUCUUCCACGUGCGAGCGAUGAAAGAGAUCUACUCGCUUUGGCGGCCGGGCAGUCGUGUACCGAUCCUGCGGAGGUUCUAUCGCUUUGGUAGUAUGAAUCUUCUGAUCUCCGCUGGAACCAUGGUGGCUUAUGUCUCCUCCCUGGCUGUGCUGAUCAUGGAUGCCUCGAUGGGGUCUUCAUCCAGCACUCAUAGCUCCACCUACUUCGAUACGGUGGUCUUCUUGACCAUGUUCAUCCUUGCUGGGCGCUUCAUGGAGGCAUACAGCAAGGCCAAGACGGGUGACGCAGUUGCAUCGCUCGGAAAGCUGCGACCAAGUGAGGCCUUGCUCAAGGUCUCCGAAAGUGUUGAGGGAGGCGCAGACACAGGAGCCGGCCCCAAAGACGGCGGUUACCAGCGGAUCAGUGUCGACAUGCUGGAAAUCGGUGAUGUGGUCAGCAUCCCCCAUGGAGCCUCGCCCCCAGCCGACGGAGUGGUAGUCGGAACCGGCUCCUAUCAGUUCGACGAAAGUUCAUUGACCGGCGAAUCGAAACCCGUGCACAAGUCAGCGGGCGACCCUGUGUAUACGGGCUCUGUCAAUGUGGGACAGCCCGCUGACGUCAAGGUCACUGCUCUUGGAAGUUCUUCCAUGUUGGAUCAAAUCAUCUCGGUAGUACGAGAAGGCCAGAGCAGACGAGCACCGCUCGAGAGAGUGGCAGACCUCCUGACCUCUCACUUUGUCCCGACUAUCACCCUCAUCGCCAUUCUGACCUUCGUCAUCUGGCUCUCCCUGGGACUAUCUGGAACGCUUCCCGAGGACUACCUCGACGUCAGCCGCGGCGGUUGGACGUUCUGGAGCCUGGAGUUUGCGAUCGCGGUCUUUGUCGUCGCCUGUCCCUGCGGCCUCGCCCUCGCCGCGCCCACCGCGCUCUUCGUUGGCGGCGGCCUGGCUGCUCGCCAGGGGAUCUUGGUGAAAGGCGGCGGCGAAGCCUUCCAAGAAGCGAGUCGUCUCGACGCCAUCGUGUUCGACAAGACCGGGACCCUCACCGAAGGAGGCAGCCUGCAGGUCUCUGAUCAUGAAGAGCUCAUCACCGACCCAGACCUGAUAUCCAUCGCCUGGACCGUCACCCGCAAGCUCGAAGAGAGCAGCAACCACCCCAUCGCCCGGGCCAUCUCGAACUUCUGCCGCGACGAGAAGCCAUCCACCCAAGUCUGCCGCGUCGAUGAGAUCGAGGAACUCUCCGGCCAAGGUAUGAAGGGCACCUUCACCAUCACCACCACCACCACCAAAGACACCAGUGGCAAUAGCAUUAGUGGUGGCCAACGACAAUUCGAAGCCGCCAUCGGCAACCAACGCCUCGUGCACGCUCUUACCAACACCAACACCAACCCCGACGACCCCGACCCGGACCCAAACCUCACCGACCUCACCAACCGGCUCACCAAGCACCAAUCCGCUGGCAAAUCCACCGCCAUCCUCCUCCUCCGGCCCCUCACCACGGGCACUCCCACUCAUUCCACCACCCAAAAACCCUUCACACCAGCCCUCCUCCUCGCCACCACCGACACAAUCCGCCCCUCCGCCGCCCGGAUCAUCCGCGCCCUGCACCGCCGCCAAAUCUCCGUCUUCAUGUGCACCGGCGACAACCGCACCACCGCCGUCGCCGUCGCCUCGCAACUCGGCAUCCCGGACGCCAACGUCGAAGCCAACGUCACCCCCGCCGGCAAGUCCUCCUUCAUCCGCUCCAUCCAGAACCACCCGAACACGGACCUCGAAGCCCAGCAGCGCCCACCUCCAUCGCCAUCAUCAUCCCCCCAAUCCGCCGGCCGGAAAAUCGUCGCCUUCGUCGGCGACGGCAUCAACGACUCCCCCGCCCUGACCGCCGCGGACGUCAGCAUCGCUCUGGCCACGGGCUCCGACGUCGCCAUCAACUCCGCCAGCUUUAUCCUGCUGCACGCCGACCUCGACGCCAUCCUGCAGCUGGUGCGCCUCAGCCGGCGGGUCUUCCGCCGCGUGAAGUGGAAUUUCGCCUGGGCACUGGUGUACAACUGCUGUCUGGUGCCGGUGGCGGCGGGGGUGUUUUAUCCGAUCGUGAGUGGGCAUAAGGCGGCCGUGAAUGGUCACGGGAGUGUGGCGACGCAUUGGCGGCUGAGUCCCGUGUGGGCGUCGUUGGCGAUGGCGUUGAGUAGUAUCUCGGUGUUACUUGAAUCGACUCGAUAA